Messenger RNA from Phoenix dactylifera (date palm), 372 nucleotides. NCBI's taxonomy places the organism in Eukaryota, Viridiplantae, Streptophyta, Magnoliopsida, Arecales, Arecaceae. The record is from RefSeq and is a predicted model, not a curated record.
AUGCCUUGCACGCUUGUGUGGCCCGCCGUGCGGGCGUGCGGCGUCUGCCGCGCUCCAGGUUCGGAGCGUGACAAAGAUGAUCAUGAAGAAGAUGAUCAUGGCAUGUGGGAAGGCAGUCCCCCUAAUUCUUGUUGCUCGAUGAGCAGGCUGAAGCCUCGAAAGUCAAACACUGCUUCUGUCUCAACCUCUAGUGGAGCUAGCAGCAGUGUGAGGAAAAGAGAGAGAAUGAGGAAGAUGGUGAAAGCUCUAAGAGGAAUUAUACCUGGAGGAGAUCGGUUGGAUACUCCUGCCAUCCUUGAUGAAGCUGUUAAAUAUCUGAAAUCCCUCAAAACGGAAAUGAAGCAGCUUGGGAUACAGAAUUUUGGUGACUAA